AUGGAAGCGCAGCACCCCGAGGUGGAUCCACCGCCACCGCCUCCAGUUGAGCGGAGGGCACCAAAAGCACGAGGGUCGAACCGGGACGAGAGGGAGGAGAAGGUUCGGAUCGUGUAUCCUCGGGAAUGCCCUCACUGUCCCAAAUCGUUUCCCUCGAGUACAAGGUAUCACAAGCAUGUGAGCUUUCACACUGCAGCCAAGAGCUUCAAGUGUGAUCAUCCCGGCUGCAACAAGGCCUACAAGAGGAAAGUAGACCUGGAAGACCACAAGGCUGUUCACCUCGAAGUGAAGCCCUUUCGAUGUACGGUGGAGUCCUGCGACAGGAGCUUUACCACGAAGCAGUCGCUGAUGUCGCACAUCGGGCGUGUGCACAACGGCCUGAGCUGCACUGCCUGCGGGCUCCGCUUCCGCAAGAAGGCGAAGCUGCAGCAGCAUUGGGCCAUUGUGCAUGGGGCCCAUGGAGCCCAUGAGGCCGACGGCUCCGAAGUGGAGCCGGGAAAGUGCCCGGAUUGUGGUAAGACCUUCCAGCACCGCGAGUCCUUGGAGAAGUGCGCCCGGCAGAUGCACAGCAGCCGGUCGGAGCCGGGUCUAAGCCCAUGGCAUCACGAGAUGAAGGACCACGUGAAGGGCCGGGUCAAGGACGGCGACAGCGAUUUUCACAAGAGGAGCGCGAGGGAUUUUUCCGGAACCUGCCAGGAGCUAGUCCUGGGCCGUACCGGGGCCUCUUGGGAAGACAGGUUGCAGGAGCAGAAAGCCAAAAAGGUCCAGGCCAUGAAGAUCAUUGAGUGCCCCGGCUGCAACAGCGUCGGCUUUCAGGGGUACUCCUGGGAUGCCCCGGAGUCGACGCCGCUCGAAUUUCAUUGUCUUCCAUUUUGUGUCCUUUUCUUUGCUUGGCUUUGGGCAUCUCCUCUCAUUCGAUCAAUUGACUUCCAGGACAACGGCACCCAACGAUCGGUUGGAGGAAGUGAGCUGAUUGUCAUGACUGCAGAUCUGCCAGCGACAAAGAAGGAGCAGCGGGAAACGAUCAAAGCGGCCACCGACAAGGGCAUCGAGAAGCAACAGGUCUAUUCCCCGCUGCUGGCCCUCCGCUCGGCGCCUUUGCUCUCGACCUCUGAGAAGCAGGCGCAGCGCUUGGACGAGCGAAGGAGGGACAUGGAGAACAAGAUGCGAAGCUACCACAUCCAAAAGAGCAAGAUUCUGGAGAAGAUGCGCACCAGGGACCCACUUUUCAAGGUGGAGGAUGUCUCCGCGGCGAAGGCUGCGCUGGCCGAAGCCAGGCGGAAGAAGCAGGCGGAGCUGCAAGCGGAAGAGAAGAAGCGAUGGGAGCACCUGGAAGAGUGUGCUGCCAAAGGAUGCCACAAAAGGCAGACUCUGCAGCUUGGCGAAGUCAAUGUUCUCCGAUGGUUCUUGCUCGAUGAUGUCUUGUACGACUUGCACAACAGCCCCUCCUUCGACGAGCGUCUUGCGAAAGCGGUCGAGCAAAAGACCAAGGAACUCAAAGACUUGGAAAAGGCGCAGAAGGACCGAAUCAGGGAGGCCGUCGAGGCUGGCCACAACAAGUCUGCCGCGGUGUCCCCACUGUCGGCCUGUCUGCGGAAUCCACCGGACAACAUGGAGAGGCAGCGUGAAAUUCUUGAGGAGCGCAACCGUACAAUGGCAACUGCAGCCAGGGAGUACCUCCGCAAGCGAGACGAGAUGGUGGAGCGGCAGCGGAAGCGGGAGCCGCUCUUCUCCGGUGCUGCCGUGGCAGAUGCCACGUCGCAGCUCGAGGAGAAGGCCAGGAAGCUGAAGCAGGAGAUGGCCGCCGAGCAGCUCAAGAACAGGCAGCACAUCGUCGAGUUGCAAAACAAGGUCCUGGCCAGACCAAUGAUGAUGGAGAUCAAGUACGGAAUUGCUGCCUGA
Messenger RNA from Symbiodinium sp. CCMP2456, 1902 nucleotides. NCBI's taxonomy places the organism in Eukaryota, Dinophyceae, Suessiales, Symbiodiniaceae. The record is from the annotation of a GenBank genome assembly.